GCACUCUGGCGGCCGUGCAGACGUCUCGCCAGCAUUGGGUAAACUUGUAUUCCUAUAGGCCCUAUAAAAUAGAAUAAAGAAACAGGAGGAUACUUAAAUAAAAUGCAAAAUUGGACAGACAGACAUUGGACGCGAAUGCUAGCAUUGGUUAGCUUUUAAAAAGAAAAGGAAAGAAAGGGAAAGUGUUCGUCUUCAGUCUAUGGUCGGAACUGGCAGCGUUCGUCGUUGUCCAGGCAACGAGUACACGGAUCUUCUGAGAUGUUAGAAACAGUAAGAUAGACCACUCCGUCACCGUUCUGUAAAACCGGACCAAACUGUCGCUGGUUGGCUAGGCCUAUACACUUGCUACUUUAUUCGAAACAGGAGCGAGUCCUCUUCGUUUUGCAGCAGCUACGGGGAGAAUAAAUAUGGCAGGAGAGAAGUUUGAGCAAACUUUUUAUUUUACUCCUCUUCCCUUAAAGAUUCCCUCCUUCCUACAGGACAAAGACAUUUCAGCACUGUUAAUGAAAUGGUCCAUGUUUGGGAGGAUUUCCGCUCAGUGCUACAGCUUUGACCAGACAUUUAACCCUUACAACAGUGACAAGUUCGCACAGUGUUUCUUCAAAGAUCCAGAUGUGUUUUCCAGUUUAAAGAACAUAAAGGAUGGAGCCUGGGUGCCACUGGAAAAGGAAGUAGUGUGUGUCUCUGUGGAGCCUGUGACAUGUACUCAAGUCUCCAUGGACCUGUUUGACCCCAUCUACCUCUGUGGGAUACUGAAGCCCUCUGGAUUUAUAGUUAAAUGCUUUCAUGAUGUCUACCCCGACUAUGAUGAACUUAGAAAGAUGUUGCAGGAGGAAGACUCUGAGCACUACUAUGUAGUCGGGAGAGAGGAGCGAGGGGAGUUCCUGUUUCGACUCUUCAAGCACCUGUGUUUAGGAGGAGAGCUCUGUCAGUACGAGGACGUCAUAGAUUCAUACAUCAGCACCACAAAGCGAAUCUACAAAGAUCUGAUCAGUGUUCAGAAGGAUCCAGAGUCUCAGAAAAUCAGUGUCAUCUCCACAGUCCUCAAAGUCUGUGCCCUUGAUGACUCUGGAUGUUGUUACCCUGGAGGGCAGAAGGAGGAGCAGACAUUUGCCUAUUUGAUUAUUGACCCCUUCAAAAGACAUGUGACUUUGUUUUAUCACUGCUUUGGUGUCGGGGAUUUCUCACUGUGAUAGCAAAGAACAGAUACAUGGGGAAAACUGUCCCAUGUAGAACUUACUAGACUCCUUUUGGAAAUCUUUUUUUGUAUCAACAAAACGUCAGAUAGGGAUGUAGGUGUCUGCUGCUAUUUACACAUAAAGAUGCACAAACCUGUGUGUCUAUUUAUCGAGUUUAUAUACCCGUACAUGAUGGUAUUUACUUGUAUUCUGAUUCUAGUCUUUCUUGCAAUAAAAUUACUAUUUAUAA
Labrus mixtus (cuckoo wrasse) is the source of this 1428-nucleotide messenger RNA. It is a transcript of the gene cfap300, whose product is annotated as cilia and flagella associated protein 300. NCBI's taxonomy places the organism in Eukaryota, Metazoa, Chordata, Actinopteri, Labriformes, Labridae. The coding region runs from base 408 to 1193 and encodes 261 amino acids. The record is from RefSeq and is a predicted model, not a curated record. The transcript is spliced from 7 exons.